Patella vulgata (common limpet) is the source of this 2086-nucleotide messenger RNA. Its product is annotated as E3 ubiquitin-protein ligase TRIM33. Bases 579 to 2030 code for a protein of 483 amino acids. The transcript has a single exon. The record is from RefSeq and is a predicted model, not a curated record. Gene Ontology annotation, molecular function: zinc ion binding. NCBI's taxonomy places the organism in Eukaryota, Metazoa, Mollusca, Gastropoda, Patellidae.
AAGUAGAGUUUCUAAGGAACUGUAGCAAUUCCUGGCAUGUGUGCGGUUGUUGUGUAAGGGAUUUUGAUUUUUCAGCCUGAAGAUGAUGAAGUAUAGUGUUCUGAUUUUAAAUUUACACCACUAACUGCAUGACCUGUUAUAAAUACAGUUGUACCUGUUAAUAGUAUUAUGUAUAUACAAUUAUAUUAUGACUAGACGUAAUUCAAUACCAAGAAAGUGAAGCAAGUCUACGCAUGUACGCGGUUGUUGUGUGGUUGGCUUAAGUGAUUUUAAUUUUUUAUCUUAGACAUCGUGAACUGUAGUGUUUUGAUUUUUUAGUCGACUAGAGUAUAUUAUACAAGCCUACUCGUUUGGGUUUGUAUUUGUGAAGAGUUUCAGUUCGUGUGUUAUACAACCAGUGUGCGCAUGUAGGCCUACACUGUUCUGUUGUGGUGUGAUUGUCUAGGUGACUUUGACGUUUCAUUCCGGAGACAGCAAAGUGUAGUGUCUCGAUAGCGUAUAUUGACCUACUCAUUUUUUUUUUGUGGCGAGUUUCAGCUCGUGUAGUAUACAACCAGUGUAACAAACAGUAAUUUAAUAUGGCUGAACAGACAGAUAAGGAAGUGUGUAGUAUCUGUUUAUACGACUUCAAACAUCCUGUAAAAAUCGACUGUCAGCAUUCGUUCUGCUUCAUCUGUUUAGAAGAUUAUGUGAACAAAACAUCUGCUAAAGAUCAGUUCCAAUGUCCAUUAUGCCGUUGCCUUAUAAACGUUGGUGACAGGGGCGUGCAACUAAACACUGAGGCCAAUUCCACAAUUAAUAUUCCAAAGUGCGAUGUAUGUACUGAAGAUACAUCUCAAUAUUUUUGCCGAGACUGUGAUCAGUAUUUAUGCAAUUCUUGUAGAACCAUGCAUGAUAAGAUUAAAAUUUGUAAAGACCAUGUUGUUUGUCGAUAUGACGAAAACCAAAUCGAUGAACAAUCAAGGUCGAACGAAACAAAGAAAGAAAAGAGACCAGUCAAUUUAUUCACAAAUCCUAAAGACUUUUGUCCAAAUCACGAAAGCGAGAAAGUUACAACCUACUGUAAAGAUUGUACACUAGCCAUGUGUUUAAAAUGUUUCGUGGCCAAUCAUAACGGACACAAUUAUUUAGAUUUACAGAAGGACGAAGUCAGACAAAAUAUGAGACAAGACUUAAGAACAUUAAAUGAUGCAUUAAAAACACAAAUUGACCGUUUUGAGAAACAUAAUGAUAAUUUGAAUAGUAAACUAAUCGAAGUCAAACAUUUUAUAAAAACUGAAUGUGACAAAGUAGAUGCACAGAUGGAUAAAAUCUGCUCAGAUGUUCGUAGAAUUGGACAAAAUAUUAAAAAGAAAAUGCAGGAAACUAGUGAAGAGGAAGAAUCCAAAUUAGGGAAAUUGACGGAGGACAUUAAAAGACUAACAGAAGAUUUAAAAGCUAGUGUUAAAUAUUCAGAGAAUAUUUUGGAAGAUUCGUCCAUUGUUGAAGUUUUGAAAAGAUUACCUAAAGUUAGACAGGAGAAAGAUGAAAGUUGUUGUAGAAAAUUGGAUAUACCUGAUGUAAGAUAUUCAAAAUUUCAAGUAGCAGAGAUAGAUCAAACGCUGUUAACCAAUCACCUUGGUAAGAUUGUAAAUUGUUAUCAGAAUAUGUUUGAAGAUAUCUUUAAUGUGGAUACUGUGAGUAGUGGUUGGUGUUCUGGUAAACAACACGUAGUUUCCGGUUUUACAUGGAGUAUCGCUGUAGUUAUAGAUUCGUUAUCAUUAUUUGUUAAAUUGUACCUGGAUGACGUAGAAGAUAACAGUAUUACGUUAUGUGACGCUGACGUCACAUAUAAAGUUAUAAAUAAAACAGAUGAUAGACAAUCUGUGGUUAAACAAUUUAUUGGUGGCGUGUCAGCUUGGUGUGAUAUUAUUGACUGGUCAUAUUUCAGUGAUCCUGUCAAUGGAUUUACUGAUGAUGAUGGAAACUUUAAAAUUCAAGUAACAAUUAAUGAAGUUACUGACAUUGAAAGGUGUGCAGAAUUAUGCUAGUGCUAUUCUGAUUAACAGUUGCUUAGUAAUAUGAGUAAAACAUAUUUCAAAUUUUA